This is a messenger RNA of Strigops habroptila (Kakapo), 1291 nucleotides long. It is a transcript of the gene NPY, whose product is annotated as neuropeptide Y. The record is from RefSeq and is a predicted model, not a curated record. Gene Ontology annotation, biological process: neuropeptide signaling pathway; feeding behavior. The transcript has 4 exons. Gene Ontology annotation, molecular function: neuropeptide hormone activity; neuropeptide Y receptor binding. Lineage: Eukaryota; Metazoa; Chordata; Aves; Psittaciformes; Psittacidae. Gene Ontology annotation, cellular component: extracellular region. The coding region runs from base 209 to 502 and encodes 97 amino acids.
GUGCCCCUCCCGGGACAGGGGCAGGCGGAGCGGGGCGGGGGCGAGGGGGUCGGAGCCGGCGAGGCGUGAUCGCCCGAGGCCCCUCCUGCCUGCAGGGAAGCCUUAAAACACCCCGGCGAGGCGCAGAGCCCCGCACUCGGGAACCCCGACCCACGGGCAGAAAGAAGCGCCUCUCUGAGCCGAGAGCCGCUCCGCUGCAGCUGCCGCCAUGCAGGGCACCGUGAGACUGUGGGUGUCGGUGCUGACUUUCACCCUGUCGCUGCUGGUCUGCCUGGGGACGCUGGCAGAGGCGUACCCUUCCAAACCGGACAGCCCCGGCGAGGACGCUCCCGCAGAGGACAUGGCCAGAUACUACUCGGCGCUGAGGCACUACAUCAACCUCAUCACCAGGCAGAGAUAUGGAAAGAGAUCAAGCCCAGAGACACUGAUCUCAGACCUCUUGUUGAGGGAAAGCACAGAAAAUGUUCCUAGAUCCAGGUUUGAAGACCCUUCGAUGUGGUGAUGGGAUUUUCAGCACCCCGUCAAAACUUUUCCUAGGUUUCAGUUCAUACAGCACACCUAUGAAGCAAAUCGUAGCAUCAUUCCCAGUGCAUGCAACCAUUGUACUGAAUUCUGUAGAGUUUUUCCUUCAUCAUAUUUGUAUAUACCUUUAUUUAAAUAAAUUAUUGUGCAUUCCAAAAUAUAAUAUCCUAAAUGAAAACAGCCAACUGUGUCGUUGGUAUAGCAAAGAGUUGUUUUAAAUGCUUAAAACUGAAUUAUAAUCUCCCUGCAGUCUAAUGUAUUAUGGUCAACAAUAGUGUCACAGUUAUUAUAGUAAUUAGUGUGCAAAGUAAUUAAGAUAUCAUUUAUUGUGGCCUCAAAGUCAGCUCAGCUGCUUGAUUUAUGCAAAACUGUUUAAAAUAAUUUAUCAUAGACUACAUAAACUAGGAAAAUAGUGUUCUGAGAGGUGAUUUUUCAGAAUGACCAGACUAAAAACUUACUUAGUACUUACAUUGACGAAUGAAUUAAGAUUAAUAGCAUUUUGAAAUUACAAAGGAAUAAGUCACUGCUUAAUUCUGCUAACUCCUCAAAACUGGUUUGAAGCUUGGCUGUAAGCAUGAGUUAUGAAUUUUAAAUGAAACAGAUGUAACAUCUUUGUUUUGGCAAUAUGCAAAGCAGCAGAAAAUAUCUAAAGUAAUUCAUAAACCAAGACAAAUCUACAGCUAUUUGUGCCAGCAAAAAUAUGUCUAACAUUGCCAAAGGCCUUGUAAAAGAGCACACUGAUAAAUCACAACUCUUUGAGUACCUGCAA